AUGCACCUCAAACGGGACGACCUGAGCGCCAUCGACCGGGCAGCCGAAGUGCGCGGCUUGACUUACGGCAUGAUCAUCACCUACGUUGAUUUCUCCUCCUGGAAUCUCAGUGAUCCGGCUUGGGUCGACCAGAACACUAAGAAAUUCAUCAUCGGUGCUAUCGCGGGGACUUUGGAUCGAUUGUGCAGCACGAUCUUCAGCAUCUUUAACCAAACCAUCGAAUUGUCUAUUCCGAUCAAUUUACUCAUCACUCCCGAUCCAAGAUUAGAGAGCGAAGCCACCUCGCGGGCCUCAGAAUGA
Molecule: messenger RNA, 300 nt
Organism: Puccinia triticina
Lineage: Eukaryota; Fungi; Basidiomycota; Pucciniomycetes; Pucciniales; Pucciniaceae
Exons: 2
Coding region: 1-300 (99 amino acids)
Source: RefSeq, a predicted model, not a curated record